Emiliania huxleyi CCMP1516 is the source of this 429-nucleotide messenger RNA. RefSeq lists its product as hypothetical. The transcript is spliced from 2 exons. The coding region runs from base 1 to 429 and encodes 142 amino acids. NCBI's taxonomy places the organism in Eukaryota, Haptophyta, Isochrysidales, Noelaerhabdaceae. The record is from RefSeq and is a predicted model, not a curated record.
AUGGCCGCCAGCUCGCGGUCGAGACGCCUCGCUCCCGGCUCUGCCGCCGCCAGUGCCGCUCAGGUCGAGGCGCUCUGCGAUCGCAUCCAGCGGCUAGAGGAGGAGGCCUCGGCGUGGCGAGCGGAGGAGGAUGCGCUCAAGGACGUCAACGUGCAGUUGAUGGAGCGACUAACAGAGUUCCAGGCGGUCAACGAGUCCAACGUGCGCCACGCGGAGGCGGCGCUGUCGCGGCUGGGUGGCGAGCUGGCCGAGCUGCGGCAGCGCCACGCCGACGCGCUGUCGACGGUGCAGCGGCAGGCGAGAUUGUUGGAGCGAGAACUGGUCGCCGAGGAGGAGGGCGAGCGUGGGUGCAGCUCCGGCGUGGCGAAGGGAAAGGCGGGGAUGGCGGCGGUGGCGGAUGUGGCUAUCUGGCAGCGGUGCGACCUGUAG